AUGGGUCUUAAACUAUACAGCGUGUCAGAUGGACCUCCAAGUUUGGCCGUUCGAAUGACCCUGAAGGCGUUGGACAUUCCAUUUGAACUGGUCGAAGUAGAUUUUGCUGCAGGAGCACACAUGACUGAAGAAUAUGACAGGAAAAAUCCACAAAAAGAAAUUCCUGUCUUGGAUGACGAUGGCUUCUUUUUGAGCGAAAGCAAUGCUAUUAUGCAGUAUCUUUGUGACAAAUAUCGUCCAGAGAGCUCGCUGUACCCAAAAGAUCCACAAGCCAGAGCACUGGUCAAUCACAGACUAUCAUUCAACUUAUCCACAUAUUAUAAAUAUAUUAUGGAAUAUGUUAUGGCGCCAAUAUUCUUUGGAUACGAACGAACUGCACUCGGAUUGAAAAAAGUGCACAUUGGACUUAGAUGCUUUGAAGAAUAUUUAAGCAGAUUGGGUAAAAAAUACAGCGCUGGUGAUGACUUAACUCUUGGUGAUAUUCAAUUUGCUGCUGCUACUAUGUGUUUAGAAGCCAUCGGUUUCAGUUUGGAGAAUUAUCCCAAGGUAUCGGCUUGGUACGCUACUUUCAAGAAAGAGCAGCCUCAGCUUUGGGCGAUCGCCGAUGCGGGCAUGCAAGAAGUUAGACAAUUUAAUGCCAACCCGCCCGAUCUCGGACACUUGAAUCAUCCGAUACAUCCUAAGAAAAUAAUCGAGAAAAAGUAA
Molecule: messenger RNA, 705 nt
Organism: Ctenocephalides felis (cat flea)
Lineage: Eukaryota; Metazoa; Arthropoda; Insecta; Siphonaptera; Pulicidae
Product: glutathione S-transferase 1-like
Exons: 6
Coding region: 1-705 (234 amino acids)
Biological process (GO): glutathione metabolic process
Molecular function (GO): glutathione transferase activity
Source: RefSeq, a predicted model, not a curated record